UCAAGUUCAUAGGUGUUUGGGUGAUCCAUCUCUGUGUGUUGGCUGAUUGGUCUUCUGGUCAAUCUUAUUGAAGAAAGUGCCAUAUUUCAUCAUCAUCAGCUGUAUGCAUUGAAUGAGGAUGGAUGUCCCAAGCAAUGCACCAGAGCAUUGUCCUGGGACUCAGAGUGAGUCAGCAGGGAAGGUGUCAGCAUGCCAAGGCUGCCCAAAUCAAAGUGUCUGUGCAUCAGGCCAAGCCCAACACCCUGAUCCAGAUAUUGAGAUCAUAAAGAAGACACUUGCAUCCAUCAAACACAAAAUUCUAAUCCUUUCUGGGAAAGGAGGAGUUGGGAAGAGUGCUCUUACUGGGAUGCUGGCCUUUGGUUUGGCUGCUGAUCCACAGAGGAAUUAUGUUGAUGAGAACCUGGCAGUGAUAUCAGUUGGUUUCCUCCUUGGAAGCCCAGAUGAUGCAGUCAUUUGGAGAGGACCCAAGAAAAAUGGCAUGAUCAAGCAGUUCCUUCGUGAUGUAGACUGGGGAGAUACAGAGUACUUGCUUAUUGACACUCCUCCUGGGACUUCAGAUGAGCACCUGUCCAUUGUCCAGUACCUUCUCCCAGCUGGUUUGGAUGGGGCCAUCAUCAUCACCACACCACAAGAGGUGGCCCUUCUUGAUGUCCGAAAGGAGAUCAACUUCUGCCACAAGGUCAACCUCCCAAUCCUUGGAGUGGUGGAGAACAUGAGCACCUUUGUUUGUCCCAAGUGCCAUAAAGGUUCGGAGAUCUUCCCUGCUUUCACAGGGGGAGCUGAGAAGAUGACCCAGGAAAUGGGGAUUCCCUUUCUUGGGAGAAUACCUUUGGAUCCCAUAAUUGGGAAGAUGUGCGAUGAAGGCAGGAGCUUCCUCAUACAACACCCUGAUUCCCUGGCAUCUAAAGCUGCCCUUUCCAUCAUUGAAAAGAUCCAAAAUGCAUGCAAUCCAGGAAAGGUAAUGGGUGAAUCUGGCUGAUGGCAAGUUCAACCCUGAAAGAAGGCCUAUUUGGUGGAAGAAGAUGGACAAGAUCCAUUCCACUAGAAGUUCAUUGCCCUUUGAAGAGUCACUACUUUCACAUUAGACGAUAUAGGCUCUGGAUCUUUAUGUUGCUCAUGUAUCUGGUGGUUUUGUUGCCAAUAAAAGCACUAUACAUUUGUA
Messenger RNA from Darwinula stevensoni, 1162 nucleotides. The record is from the annotation of a GenBank genome assembly. NCBI's taxonomy places the organism in Eukaryota, Metazoa, Arthropoda, Ostracoda, Podocopida, Darwinulidae.